AUAACAGCCAAUCAAAAGGCAAUGGUAGUACUGACAUUCACUCUCUAAACGGAGAACCUGUGGACAAUAUAAACCAAUUAGAAAAGCAGCAUACAGUUCACCGGAUGUACACAUUAACCACUUCCGCUUACAAUAAGGAUGGAGUCAAAGUGCAAUACGAUUGUCUCCAUGGCAACAACAGAUAUGAACAUGUACUGAAUAUGACAAUUGAAUCAUUUGAGUAUAUUGCCAACACCAAUAAUGUUCACCAGUUAGUUAACAAUGUCAACAAAGAAGAUCUAUUUUCAAUGACAUUUAGAAAUUUUACAGAGAUUCCUCAGUGUGCAGUGAUGUAUGGGCCAGCAGAUCAUUCCAAAGAACUAAAAUCAACCCCCGAUUCACCAGGUCAAGCUUACAGAAUAUACCUUCCCGAAACAGCCAUCAAAUCAAAGUGCCCGAACGUACUGACAGUCACGUGUGAUAUAGGAGAAAGCAAAAUAGUAAAUACUCUACGACCAGCUAACGAUGAUUGUCUGCCGCAUACAGCAAAACACGCUGGUCAAGGACUUCAGGGACAAGAAAAAGACCAGACAAUUGGACACUUUGGACUGGGGAUAUUUAUAGUAGUAUCAAUAGUGUUCGUUGGUGGUUUUAUUCUUGGGAUCAUCAUCAAGGAAUGUAAUAAAUGCAGAGGAUUAAGAUAAAUCAGAAAUUUAACAUUCAAGGCAGCUUUUCAAAUUGACAUUUUGCUUACAAUGAGACAAUGUAACUUCAAUAGAACAUUUAUUAUUGAGAUAUAGAAUACAUUGCAAAAUUUAGUAUUACUUCAACGGAGCACAUUUAUAUAAAAAGCACCAUGCCUUUUCGAUCAAAUCAAGUUUUACCAUUUUAGGAACUGAUGCAACAAAUAGAAAAUGUCAAAAGCUAAAACAUUCACACUCCGUCCAUACAUCAGUGUAGAACCAUUAUCAUUACAAUUUUUAUUUUAUUGCUUGGCGUCAGUCGUCAUCGUGCGAUGUCAGUUUGUCCGUCGUUGUAAACUUUAAUUUACAAUCUUUAUCUCCAAAACAGCCGGGCGAACUGUUAUCAAACUUUUAUAUUGGAUAUUGUUGAAAAGUUGUCCCCUGGUACUUAGUGUAUUAACACUCAAUGUCACUAUGCUAAAAUAAAACAAAGGGGUUAACUGCAAUUUAUGGCUUAUAUCAACAGUUAGAGAACCAUUUUAGUUGUCUUUAUUUUGUACUGAAAUCAUGAGGAAAAUAGAGAAAAAUUGUCAAGUCAAUAACAAUUUUAAGCAAAAUAAUAUCUACAAAAAGGCCAAUAUGUCCGAUAUCAUGACAUUAGCUGGUUGUUUGAAAUUGAACAUCAAAAUUGAUUAGCAACACAAGAUCUACAAGACUGCAAAAUGAACGAAAAUUUUUGUUACAUUGGAACUCUUUAUAGAGGUUAUUGGCCUUAAUUGAAGUUUACUUAUUUCCAAUUUUGUCUCUUAUGUUGAAAUCUAAUGUCUAUUAAAGGUGCGUAGACACUACACACAGCCAAACAUAGAUCGGGCUCUUUGAAGUUUCACGUUAUUAGUUAUAUAAUUGCUUAUUUUUUCUUUACUGAUAUCAGUA
Messenger RNA from Mytilus trossulus (common blue mussel), 1595 nucleotides. RefSeq lists its product as uncharacterized. NCBI's taxonomy places the organism in Eukaryota, Metazoa, Mollusca, Bivalvia, Mytilida, Mytilidae. The transcript is spliced from 4 exons. Bases 105 to 683 code for a protein of 192 amino acids. The record is from RefSeq and is a predicted model, not a curated record.